UUCAAACUUACUGGUACAUACAAACCGAAGGUGGAAGAACCCAUCGACAAUAUUGUGAUGGUUUCACUGUUUCAGCUACUAUUCUUGCAGCAGAGGCGUUCCCUUUGCUCGAGGGCGUCCCCCAAACGAUGGAGAGUGAAGCAGGUCAACAACUCCAACUUCCCUGAAUCCCUACAGGAGAUUAAGGCCCACAUCGCGCAUUCAGACUUCGUGGCCGUAUCCAUGGAGAAGACGGGCUCCCCCGCGCCGCCCUCCUGGCACCGCCUCCUCCCAUUCGACACGGUGGAAACUGCCUACCUCAAGGCCAGCCUCUCCGCCCAUCGCUUCCAGCUCCUCCAGUUCGCUGUCUGCCCUUUUUCCAUUUCCGACUCUAAUGCCCUCGUCGCCCAUCCGUAUAAUUUCCUGUUGUUUCCCAGAGAUGAGCUGAGAAUGGGGAUGCCCUCUUACAGUUUUUCAUGCCAGCCUUCGUCCCUUGCAUCUAUGGCAUGCCAUGGUUUUGAUUUCAAUGCAUGCAUAAAUGAUGGCAUAUCAUACUUGUCCCGGGUGCAAGAGUCAGUGGCCAAAAUUCGUUGUGGGACUGCGUUGCCUUCUUUUUGUGUGAUGAAAUCUUCUUCAAUCACUACUGUUGCUGAUACAGUUUUUGUUGAGAGGAUUAAGUCACGGAUUAAACAUUGGAGAAAGACAUGUAAAAGCUCUGGUACAAGUGGAAACAAAGAUGAAGAGCUUAUAAACUCCCUUAGGAAUAUUGUCCGGGGCAGUGAACAAUUAAGAUCAAGACCUUGCCUGACUAUAGAUGUUUGCAGUGAACGUCAAGUGCAGCUAAUUGUGGAGAUGUUGGCAGAAAUUUCAGAUGACCUUCUUCCUUUGAUAAUCCCUGCAAAGAGUGGAUCCACCCAGGCUAUACGUGUUGUUUUGGCAAAUUCAAAAGAAGAUAAGGAUUUCUUGGAGAGAGAGCUUCAAAAUGUUGAAGAGGAGGAGACAAAGAAAAUUCGUGGUUUUCGAGAGGUGAUCGACUUGAUUUCUGCUUCACAGAAACCUGUUAUCUCCCACAAUAGCCUUAAUGAUUGUACACUUAUUCAUUCAAAAUUCAUUGCGCCACUUCCACCUGAAGUAGAUGAAUUUGUGAGCUCCAUGUGCACGGUUUUCCCCAAAGUACUUGACGUAAAUUAUUUGAUAAGGGUAAUUGGAACCAAGAGAAAAGUGGCCAACAUACCUAGUGCUAUAUCCUACUUGAAUAAUCAUUUCUUUGCACCUGUUGAUGUGAAAAUUCCGGACCAAGGUACAACAAAUGAAGGCAAGAGCCAUGGAAUUAAUGCAUUAAGGCUAUGCUAUUUAUUUAUGAAACUUUGCUCAAUAUUGAAAGUUUCCCCAUAUGUUAAUGAGUCCGGCAGUAAGCAUUUGGCAGCUGAGCUCGAAGACUAUGCCAAUGUAUUUCAUCCAUGUGCAGCAGCCGAUAUCCAAGAGUCACCAGUUAAUGGGGAUAUCAGUAUAUGGGCCAAAAAUACUAGGAAAGUUAGCAUUGACAAUGUGGUUUUCCUAUGGGGAUUCAAAUUUGGGACGACGGCAGGGAUGUUGAAGAGUCUACUCCAUGCCGCCCAUGAUAUAUUCUUGGGAGAAUUCGAUGUUAAAUUGGUGGAUAAGAGUUGUGCCAUUGUUGUAUUCUGGCAGCCUAGUUUAUCAAAACAGUUUCUUGAUGUAAUGAAUAGUAAAGAAGUUGAUGGAGCCUUGAAGGAAUUGGUAUCUGAUGGCAUGCGAGUAACCUGUUAUCAGACCUACAAGACAAUAUGUAGGCUAGGGUUAUGGGGGAUGGAUCUUGCAGAGUCAUUAGAGAGCGGCUUGGGGAGUUCUCACUCCGAUAUGAAGGUGGAUUCUGGGAGCAAAUCUUCAGAGAUUCAUUGGCACAAUGACAACAUAAUUAACUUCGAUGAUCUUUGAGUUCAUUAACCUUAUUGGCAGUUUUUCGUUCACUAAUUGACACGUUUUUAUCUGAAUAACUAUUUCCUCAGACGGAAACUGUAAAUGUAUUAUAUUUGCUGCUGGCAUGCGUAUAGAAUAGAAGACACUUUUAAUGUCUUCAUGACAGGGCACACUAGUACUGUUUGAUGAUUAUAACUGACUUCACCUAGUGAGAUAUAAGGCUUUAGGCUUUGUUGUAUUUA
Arachis stenosperma is the source of this 2159-nucleotide messenger RNA. Its product is annotated as poly(A)-specific ribonuclease PARN-like. The transcript is spliced from 8 exons. The record is from RefSeq and is a predicted model, not a curated record. The coding region runs from base 58 to 1935 and encodes 625 amino acids. Gene Ontology annotation, cellular component: cytoplasm. NCBI's taxonomy places the organism in Eukaryota, Viridiplantae, Streptophyta, Magnoliopsida, Fabales, Fabaceae. Gene Ontology annotation, molecular function: RNA binding; 3'-5'-RNA exonuclease activity.